GAAUGAGCUUCAAUCCUGAUUACGAAAGUGUUGCAAAGGCCUUCAUUCAACAUUACUACUCAAAGUUCGAUGUUGGCGAUGGAAUGAGUCGUGCUCAAGGACUCUCCGAUUUGUACGACCCAGAAAACUCUUACAUGACUUUUGAAGGACAGCAAGCGAAAGGCCGUGACGGAAUUCUCCAAAAGUUCACGACUCUCGGAUUCACAAAAAUUCAACGAGCGAUCACUGUGAUUGACUCUCAGCCUCUGUAUGAUGGAUCAAUUCAAGUGAUGGUUCUUGGUCAGCUCAAGACCGACGAAGAUCCAAUCAAUCCCUUCUCGCAAGUCUUUAUUCUCCGUCCAAACAAUCAGGGUUCCUACUUCAUCGGAAACGAGAUCUUCCGACUUGACUUGCACAACAAUUAGAUAUCAAUUCGUCCACUUUCCUAUCAAAAUGUGUCCCCGUAUUGAACAAUUUUUCAAGAACUGAAUUUUCACCAAAUUGCUUAAAUAUCUAUUUCAACCCGGCUUUUUCCAUGUUUCUAAAUCGGUUUCUUUCCCCACACAGUUUCGUGUCGUUUUACUAUUUCGCACAAUUUCAAACUUCUAGUUUGCAAAUCGGUUCAAACUAAAGAAUGAAGUUUUUAUCAUUUUCUU
Molecule: messenger RNA, 635 nt
Organism: Caenorhabditis elegans
Lineage: Eukaryota; Metazoa; Nematoda; Chromadorea; Rhabditida; Rhabditidae
Gene: ran-4
Product: putative nuclear transport factor 2
Exons: 4
Coding region: 3-404 (133 amino acids)
Biological process (GO): protein import into nucleus; nucleocytoplasmic transport
Cellular component (GO): nuclear envelope; cytoplasm
Molecular function (GO): small GTPase binding
Source: RefSeq, marked reviewed